AUGGCAGCACCUGCGAUUGUAGCACAAUCAGCCCACGAUGAGCGUCCGAUGCUGGGAGCGGAGGAGGGUAUGCAGCAGACUCCCGAUCCUUCGUCGCAACAGCAGGAUGCAGUAGAAUCGUCCACACAAGACCUUUCCAUCCCCAUGUCGACGGCCAUCUCGCCAAACGAUGAUCCGGCCGUGCCAUCCCUUCUCGCAUCGAUAGCAGCCUUGGGCGACAGGUACACCACGAGCCAUGACAACGCCUCUCGACUCGAACUGCUCGCUCACGGCCGCUCGCUGGUGCGCGCCCUGGAGACCCCGAGAGAGACGAUGAUCAAACACUGCUGGGCCCAACCCUCCGCGUUCAUGUGCCUCACCCUUGGCGUCGAUACCGCUCUCUUCCACCAUCUGAGCCGAGACCCUGCGCGUCCCAAGACUGUUGCAGAGCUUGCGGAAGCUACAGGAGUAGAAGCCGUUCUUCUCGCAAGGACGAUGCGGCACUUGGCCUCCAUGGGCUACAUCAGCGAGACGGCCGCCGACGAAUACCUACCCACGAACUUCUCGUUAUCAUUGACCAUUCCGAUCAUCGGCGAUGGCUACCCAGUUACCGCGGACUGUAACGUCAGUUUGCUCCGCUUCCCGGCGUACGCUCGGAAGAUAGGUUAUCGGGAGCCGAACGAGGCCGUUGGCGCGUACCAGUACGCCAUGCCGACCGAAGAGAGCUUCUUCGCGUACCAAGCCAGUCACCCGCCUUUGCUGCAACAGUUCAACCGCCACAUGGGUGGGUACCGGCAAGGCCGGCCGAGCUGGAUGGAUUCUGGAUUCUUUCCCGUGCAAGACCGUUUGGUCAAGGGCGCACAGACUGGAAAGGAUGAUGUGCUGCUCGUCGACGUGGGCGGAAGCCUGGGGCACGACAUCGACGAGUUUGCGAGGAAGUAUCCGGACAGCCCUGGUCGCCUAGUACUGGAAGAUCUGCCAGCGGUUGUCGAGCAGAUUAAACCUGGUCAGAUCGAUGCGAGGGUUGAGCCUGUGAGUUGCGACUUCUUCGCUGAGAACCCUGUCAAAGGCGCUCGUGCAUACUACAUGCAUUCCGUGCUUCAUGACUGGCCUGAUGCCCAAUCCCUCGCCAUUCUUUCGCGCAUCAAAGAGGCUAUGCGGCCGGGGUAUAGCAAGCUGUUGAUCAACGAGAAUUGCAUUCCAGACGUUGGCGCACACUGGGAGUCUACCGCUCUUGACAUGCAGAUGCUGUCCCUGGUUUCGGCGAGAGAGAGGACGGAGACGCAAUGGCGACAGCUGAUCGAGGAGAAGGCGGGCUUGAGCGUGGUGAAGGUAUGGAGUGUCGGGAAUGGCGUGGAGAGUUUGAUCGAAUGCGAGCUGCCGUGA
This is a messenger RNA of Saxophila tyrrhenica, 1365 nucleotides long. RefSeq lists its product as uncharacterized. The record is from RefSeq and is a predicted model, not a curated record. Lineage: Eukaryota; Fungi; Ascomycota; Dothideomycetes; Mycosphaerellales; Extremaceae. Bases 1 to 1365 code for a protein of 454 amino acids. Gene Ontology annotation, molecular function: O-methyltransferase activity. The transcript is spliced from 3 exons.